AUGGAGAGUACCAUCGCAUUGCCCGAAUGGUACAGAAAGUCGAUACCCCUGCAUGCGAUUACCGCGGACUGUGUUCUGGAAUGGCCCGACGAAAGCAACUGUAAUGAAUUUCCUGUCAUCUGUCCCGUGCACGGCAUUCUGAGCCGAUGGUGUCUGAAACCGGACCACGGAGAGUGCACUUGCGGCUCAUCGACACCAGGUGCAACUGGAACAAACGCGGACAGUUCUGAGAACUUACAGAGAGUAACAAAAUCUAAAAGGACGACGACAUCAAUCCAACAACUGUUACAGCAGCUGUGGAAAGGCGAAAACAUACCAUGUUUGCUUAAAGAGCGAAUUAGAGGGACACCAGCAGACCCAGGUAGAGACCGGCAUGCCGCUUUUAUGGGCAAUCAGCUCCGCUUAACCCCUCGAGGUCCAGUAAUUGUGAAUAGCCAUUCGUUACGCGCACUGCUUGAUUGUAACAGCAGACAACCAGAUGCAGAUCCCAAGCAAACGCCGCUAGGUUCUGUGUACGCCUAUUUAGAAGAUCUCGGGCUAUGGAGUGAAUGGUGCGCAGUUUUCAAAAGCCAACUUCGUCACGUAGUACCUAAUGAUGUGGUGAUUAGAACACGCCCUAGAAUUGUUACCAUCUACAGGAAACCGGGUAGCUCAGGUAUUUUGGUCAAUAUUUUCCCCGGGUUGAAAUGUUUCGUCACCCGAUUGGAUUACUCUGAGUUCGCCUUCAGACCGGAGUUGAACUACGGGGACCAGCUGUUAGAACUCUAUCACUGCAUUCUUCAGCGUGGCCCAAUCCAAACUGGGCAAGAGCCCAAAGCUCACGAUGUUUUCCACCUUCGCAUAAGACGAUGUCCGUUUUUAAAGUGGCUGACGAUCGCAAUGGGUCCUUGUCCAUUGGUUACGGAAAAGCCAAAUUUCAUUGCUAGCCGAGAGAAUCUCAUGAGUUAUCUGGACAUGGGUUUUAGUAUUCACAAAGGACGCGUCACUGCAGUAGCGGCUAAGUCUCCAGCACAGGCUUGUGGUCUGGAGCCCGACCACCAUAUCGUGGAAGUCGCAGGAACUUUUACAGCUCAUCACACGGACGAACGCAUCAUUGGCAUGUUACGUCAACAUAUCAAGGGAAGCCCAACGCGAACUGUGGAAAUAGUAGUAAUACCGGAGCGAAUACAUGCCCAAUUGUGUUCAGUUCAAAAUCUGCACCAUGUGGUCUCUAACGAAGGGUUCAAUAUCGACUCGUGGGUACAAGCAGCACCAUUUGGUUUCAGGUAA
Molecule: messenger RNA, 1269 nt
Organism: Dicrocoelium dendriticum
Lineage: Eukaryota; Metazoa; Platyhelminthes; Trematoda; Plagiorchiida; Dicrocoeliidae
Source: the annotation of a GenBank genome assembly